AUGGCCGGACCUCAGCUCUCGCUUCGAGUGGCCACCCUCCUGACGGGGCUACUGGAAUGUAUCGCCUUUUCUGGGCUGAUCUUUGGCUGGACCUCGCUGGUGUUCGUUCUCAAAAGUGAUCACUACUUUGAGGAUCUGUGUGAGCAGAUGAAUGCCACGAGGCAUUCAGAAUGCAGCACUCAGGAUUCAAAAUUAUCCCUCAUCUUUACCCUGGCUUCCUUCUCAAACAACUUCAUGACAUUCCCCUUGGGCUACAUCUUUGACCGCCUUGGAACCACAGUGGCCCGUCUCAUUGCUAUAUUUCUCUAUGCGGGGGCCACGCUUCUUGUAGCUGUCUCCUCUGCAGGCACAGCACCGAUGCUCUUUGCGGCCUUCCCAAUGCUGGCUGUUGGAGGCAUUUUGUUUCUGCUUACCAAUUUGCAGGUGGGGAACUUGUUUGACAAACAUCGAUCUACCAUAAUCACCCUCUACAAUGGGGCAUUUGACUCCUCCUCUGCCAUCUUUCUCAUCAUUAAGCUUCUCUAUGAGCGGGGCCUGACACUCCAAAUCUCCUUCUUCAUCCUCUGCGCCUUUAGCAUCUGGCAUCUCAUCCGUACUUUCUUCCUCAUGCCCAGGGGGCACAUACCCUUUCCAUUGCCACCCAACUACAGCUAUGGGGGCACCUGUUUCCUCAGCAUUGGCUGUUCAAGGAGAGCUGAGAGAUCCCAAGGAACAGAAGAUGAAGAAGUCAAGAAGGAAAAGGUGGAAUUAAGGCAGGAAGCCAAUGGCCCCUCCCUAGCUGUUCAGCAAGAGAUGGCCAAGACUGACGAGAGUGAUCCUCGCUCUUUCCGGUGCUGUGUGCUAUCUUGGAGAUUCUUUUGGCAUCUGAUCUGGUUGUCUUCGAUGCAACUGUGGCACUACCUCUUCAUUGGGACCCUCAACCCCAUGCUGAACCAUCUGGCUGAUGGAAAACAACAUCUAGUCAGCACCUAUACAAAUGCCUUUGCCAUCACUCAACUCUUUGGGGUUCUGUGUGCCCCCUGGAAUGGAUUCCUGUUGGAUCGCCUUAAGAAAAAAUACCAGCAAGAGGCAAGAAAAAAAGGUUUUCCAGAGUCUAUGGCAGACCUUCACUCUACCUUCCCAUCCUUGGUUGUAACAUCCCUGUUGUGCCUCAGCUUCUCCAUCUGUGCCUCUAUUCCCAUUCUUAAACUCCAGUAUUUCACCUUCAUCCUUCAAGUUAUCAGUCGGUCUUUCCUGUAUGGAGGGAAUGCUGCCUUCAUCACACUGGCCUUUCCUUCCCAGCACUUUGGGAAGAUCUAUGGGACAGUCAUGAUGUUAUCAGCACUGAUCUCACUACUGCAGUUUCCCAUCUUCAUCUUCAUCAAGGGGACACUCCAGGGGGACCCUACUUAUGUAAACAUCACACUGAUACUGUUCACUCUCCUGUCCUUCGUCCAGCCAUUCCUCUUGUCUAGACAGUGGCGACGCCAGGACAAACAUGUGUGA
Molecule: messenger RNA, 1485 nt
Organism: Vombatus ursinus (common wombat)
Lineage: Eukaryota; Metazoa; Chordata; Mammalia; Diprotodontia; Vombatidae
Gene: SLC43A3
Product: solute carrier family 43 member 3
Exons: 12
Coding region: 1-1485 (494 amino acids)
Biological process (GO): transmembrane transport
Molecular function (GO): transmembrane transporter activity
Source: RefSeq, a predicted model, not a curated record